CCCCGUGUUGCCCCCCCACCAGGAACCCCCCCCCCGUGUUGCCAUGGAGAUGGUGCUGAACCCGCCGCAGCUCGUAGACUCCUCCUAUAAGAUGACGGAGGAAGACGUGAAGAGGCUGAUUGAGUUCAGAGCUUCUAACGAGGCUUUGUUUACCGGGAAGAGAAACUCUGCUAAGAUAGCCUGGAGCACCAUCCUGAAGGGUUUGGGUCUGGAGGGGAAGCUGACCGCCGACCAGAUCGCUAAGAAGUGGGACAACCUGCGCACCAAGUACAAGGACCUGAAGCAGCCGUACCAGGGUCAGGAGCACCUGGGUUCUGUGGUGGAGUCGUGGCCUUGGUUCCACAUCAUGGAUGAAGCCAUGCAGGGCCGUCUCUACAACAGCAACCUGGUGCUGAGCCCUGACAACGUCUGUGGUCACCGUGGCAACAGCCAGCCCAGCCAGAACCAGGAGAACACCGACAUCCUGGAGUUCCUCAUUAAGACGGAGAUGGACGACUCGGUGGCGACGGAGACCUCCGAGGACGACGGAGCCAUGCAGACGGAGGCUCCGCCCACAGAGGGAGUACCGAUGGGCUGGAGGAGGAUGAGCGAGUGCUCCUAUAAGAUGCCCGAACAUGAAACGGAGCGAAUGAUCAAACUGAGAGCAGCUAACGAGGCGCUGUUUACCGGCAGGAAGCACUCAGCCAAACCAGCCUGGAGAGCCAUCCUGUAUGAGCUGGGCCUGCAGGGGAAACUGACCACAGAGCAGCUCGCUAAGAAAUGGGACAACCUGAAGAGAAGAUACAAGGAGUUGAAGUUUCCAGCUCGUGGUGUAGAGACCAACCCGAGCUCGUGGCCGUGGUUUUACCGUAUGAACGACGCCAUGGAAGGCCGCUUCGCCGCCGCCGCGCCGAUCCUCACGCCCAUCGUGAUGGACGAGGACGACGAAUGCGAGCCGCUGUCACCCACGCCGAAGAAAAGAGCGCGGCGGAGCCGAGGAGGGAUGGCCGAGUUCCUGACGGAGUCUGAGAUGGAUCUGCUGGUCGACUCCGACGACAAGAACGGAGCUCAGAGCCUCGGAGAGCUGCAGCGCCUCAACGAGCUCACCUACAAACGUCUGUCACUCAUCAAUAACUUGACAGAAGAAGACACUCGCAGACUAAUCGAGCUGAGAGCUGCUAACGAGUCUCUGUUCACUGGCAGGAGGAACACUGCUAAACCAGCCUGGAGGGGCAUAGUGAGGGAGCUGGGUCUGACAGGAAGGAUCACACCUGACCAGGUGGCUAAGAAAUGGGACAACCUGAAGACCAAGUUCAAGGACCUGAAGUUUCCCCCCCGAGGGAUGGAGGGUCAGACCAACCCGGCCUCCUGGCCCUGGUUCCAGCUGAUGAGCGACGCUCUGGAGGGCCGUCUGGCGGGAAAAGCUCCCCGUGUGACUCCUGUCUGGUCCAACGAGGAGGACGGCGUGUUCGUCUCGUCGCCCCCCCGCCCCUCCGACAGAGAUUGUCUGAUGGAGCAGAGGAGCAGCGUGUCGGAGCUGGAGAGCAUGGUGGGAGGAGACCACGCGGAGGCAGACGGGAUCGUCACGUACAUCGACGCCAGCGGGGAAGAGUGCUCGACGCCGUCAGACCUGUCAUACAAGAUGACGGAUCAGGACACGCGCAGGAUGAUUAAACUACGAGCUGCUAACGAGGCGUUGUUCACAGGAAGGAGAAACGCUGCCAAAGCUGCCUGGAAAGCCAUCCUGAAGGAACUCGGGCUGCAGGGAAGAGUUUCGACCUAUCAGAUGGCGAAGAAGUGGGACAAUCUGAAGAGGAGAUACAAGGACCUGAAGUACCCUCCUGUGGGGAUGGAGAGCGUUGCAGACGGCGCCUCCUCCUGGCCGUGGUUCCACCUGAUGAAUGAAGCCAUGGAGGGCCGGCUGGCGAGCAGCGCCCCCCUCCUCGCCCCCGUCACCCAGGACGACGAGCAACAUCCCGACCCCGCCCCGAGACAGCGGCCCCGCCUGGCCCCUCCCCCUCCACCCUCCUCCUCCUCGGACUACGGACAGGAGGCUUUCGGCGACGGCGCCGAGCAGAACCAGCGGAGCGCGGAGGCGUGCGACGGGCCGCUGGGAGGCCUGGAGAGAGAGUGGGAGGUGGUGGAGAGGGAGCGGGUGGAGUUGGAGCGAGAGAGGGAGGUGGUGGAAAGGGAGCGAGCGGCGGUGGAGAGGGAGCGGGCGGCGGUGCAGGCGGAGAGGCUGUGGUUGGACCGGGAGCGGGCCGCGGUGGAGCAGGACAGAUCCAUGGUGGAGCAGGAGAGGGCGGCGCUGGGGAGGGAAAGGGAGGUGCUGGACCAGAGAGCCCUGUUGCUCAACUCUGUGGGGCAUUCAGGACACCUCAACAACCUGAUGUAGACCGCCACCAUCCUCCAGGACAUAGACCGCCACCACGCUCCAGGACAUAGAUGGUCACCAUGCUCCUUGCUCCAGGACAUAGACCGCCACCAUGCUCCUUGCUCCAGGACAUAGACCGCCACCACGCUC
Scomber scombrus (Atlantic mackerel) is the source of this 2503-nucleotide messenger RNA. RefSeq lists its product as uncharacterized. Bases 44 to 2374 code for a protein of 776 amino acids. Lineage: Eukaryota; Metazoa; Chordata; Actinopteri; Scombriformes; Scombridae. The record is from RefSeq and is a predicted model, not a curated record. The transcript is spliced from 13 exons.